AUGAAUAAAGGACCUAGUGAUUUCCAAAAGUAUGCUCGAGUCAUACAACAACAAUUAUCCAAAACUAACAGAGGCCCAUACGGUUCUAGCGGUCCAAGAGGCGGUCCAGGUGGACCCCGUGGGGCAUUAGCUGGAUUAGGUGGAUUGAUCUUACUUGGUGGUAGUGCAAUGUUAUUAAACUCAGCACUGUUCAAUGUGGAUGGUGGUCAUAGAGCCAUUGUUUAUUCACGUAUAAGUGGUGUUUCACCACGGAUUUAUCCUGAAGGAACUCAUUUUGCCAUACCAUGGAUUGAAACACCAAUCAUCUAUGAUGUGAGAGCAAAACCACGUAAUGUGGCAUCAUUGACUGGUACUAAGGAUUUACAAAUGGUUAAUAUUACUUGUAGAGUUCUUUCUAGACCUAAUGUUGGACAAUUGCCUACCAUAUAUAGAACAUUGGGACAAGAUUAUGAUGAAAGGGUGCUACCAUCUAUUGUUAAUGAAGUCUUGAAAGCUGUAGUGGCACAGUUUAAUGCUUCACAAUUAAUUACUCAAAGAGAAAAAGUUUCUAAAUUGAUUAGAGAGAAUUUGAUGGGUAGAGCCAAUAGGUUUAACAUCCUAUUAGAUGAUGUUUCCAUUACAUUUAUGACAUUUUCACCUGAAUUUACUAAUGCUGUAGAGGCUAAGCAGAUUGCUCAACAAGACGCUCAAAGAGCUGCGUUUGUAGUUGAUAAGGCAAGACAAGAAAAGCAAGGGAUGGUUGUUAGAGCUCAAGGUGAAGCUAAAUCUGCAGAAUUGAUUGGUGACGCAAUUAAGAAAUCUAAGGAUUAUGUGGAAUUGAAAAGAUUAGAUACUGCAAGAGAAAUUGCUAGAAUCUUGGCUAAAUCUCCAAAUAGAGUUGUUCUUGAUAACGAAUCGUUAUUAUUGAAUACAUUGGUUGAUGCAAGGUUCGACGCCAAAAAAGAUAAAUAA
This is a messenger RNA of Naumovozyma dairenensis CBS 421, 951 nucleotides long. It is a transcript of the gene PHB2, whose product is annotated as prohibitin subunit PHB2. Gene Ontology annotation, biological process: mitochondrion organization. Lineage: Eukaryota; Fungi; Ascomycota; Saccharomycetes; Saccharomycetales; Saccharomycetaceae. The record is from RefSeq and is a predicted model, not a curated record. Gene Ontology annotation, cellular component: mitochondrion; membrane. The coding region runs from base 1 to 951 and encodes 316 amino acids. The transcript has a single exon.